This is a messenger RNA of Anastrepha ludens (Mexican fruit fly), 1023 nucleotides long. Its product is annotated as piggyBac transposable element-derived protein 3-like. The coding region runs from base 1 to 1023 and encodes 340 amino acids. The transcript has a single exon. The record is from RefSeq and is a predicted model, not a curated record. Lineage: Eukaryota; Metazoa; Arthropoda; Insecta; Diptera; Tephritidae.
AUGUCGCGGUGGGGACGCAAACGCAAAUACGACUUGUCGAAGAUGUCAGAUGAGGAGUUCAACGACUUUAUGGACUUUUGCGAAAACAGUGAUGAGGAAAUUGAAGGCGAUGAUUUCGAUAGUGACAACGACGUGAAUGACCCAGAUUUUGUGGUCCCCAAUCAAAAUGAUUCCUUUCUACAAGAAACAGCAAACAACAUUUCUGUAUCUGAUCUUUCUCUUUCCCGUGGAAUUUAUUCGCUUGGAACUUUUCGAGCCAACCGUGUGAAAAACUGUAAACUAUCUGCCGAUGAACAGCUAGUGGUGAAAAAAGCUCCUCGUGGAUAUUUGGAGGAUUUCGUUGCCACCGCAUUUGGAGUAGAUAUUUCUACUGUUGUUUGGAAGGACAGCAAACCAGUUCGUUUAGCGUCAACGUAUGCAGGUGUGCAGCCAUUUAACUCGAAUAAUCCGAGCGACCGGAACACAUUGUCCCGUCGCUAUAACCGCAAUAGAAAACAGUAUGAAUAUGUAAGCUGUCCAAACAUUGUCAAAGAAUACAACCGGCACAUGGGCGGAGUGGACUUGAUGGACAGUCUAAUUGGUCACUACAAAAUUCGCAUGAAGACUCGUAAAUGGCCAUCUCGUAUAUUUCACCAUGUUAUCGACUUGGCAAUAGUGAAUGCUUACGUUUUAUACCAUCGUAUCAAUCGUGAAAAACGUCAGCGUGUCGAGCUUCCACGAUUUCGGGAAGAAAUCGCCGAAACUCUCCUGCUCAUAUCGGAAACGAAAAAAUUUGGUCGCCCCACUACUGCAGAAAAACAAGCCGAAGAAGUACCAAAGGGAAGCAAGUUACUGUACCUACCACCACCCAAUAUAAGGUAUGAUUGUCUCUAUCAUUGGCCAAAUUUCUGCGAUAAAAGUAGUAAACGUCAAUGUCGUAACAAGCCAUGUAAAUCGGAGACUCAAGUUUAUUGCGAAAAAUGCAACAUACCACUUUGCAUGUCUGUCAAAAAAUUAUGUUUUAAGGAAUUUCAUGCUGAAUAA